AUGGAGGAAAGAGUGCCCAGCAUGGUGAUCAGGAUUUUUCCAUUUACUAGGUUGGUAGCCAAGUGCUUCAAUCAAGCUAGCUUGCCCUAUCGUUCAUAUCUUUCUGUGGCGGAAACAAGCUAUGGCACCAGUGCUUUUAUUCCAGUGUCAAGCAAGCAUAUGGCUCUAGAGAAUGAAACUCCAGCUUCAUCCACUGGAUCAGCUUGCUGGUGGCAGCAUUCACGUUUGUGCCAGCUUGAUCAGAUGCUUGAGCACUAUCAAUUCAAAGUGCCUGCACCUCUUGAGCCAUGGCUUUUGCAUGGCCAACAGGGUAGACCCCACACUUUUGCUGAUGGAAGAGAUGAGAGCAACAAGUGCCUUCCGGAUAUCAUCACCUACAACACACUUAUUGACGGACUUUGCAAGACGGGAAGGGUGCCAGAAGCGAACAGGCUGUUUGGAGACAUGAAGGCCAAGUUUUGCAACCUGGAUGUUAUCAUGUACAGCUGCUUGAUCGGCGGGUUUUGUAAGCUGGAGAGGAUUGACAUGGCUUGCAUGUUGUUUGACGACACGCUCAAGCAGGCAAUCCUCCCCGAUGUCGUCACUUUCUCGACACUAGUGGAAGGAUACUGUAAUGCUGGACUGGUGGAUGACGCCGAGAGGCUUCUGGAAGAGAUGGUUGCCAGUGACUGCUCUCCGGACGUGUAUACUUACACAAGCCUGGUCGACGGCUUCUGCAAAGUCGGAAGAAUGGUGGAGGCGUGCAGAAGCUGGGAAGCCGACGGUGGCUUACAAGCUGCUGGAGGAGAUGGUUGGCAACGGCCGAACGUUAUCACGUACAGGAGCUUGAUCGGUGGCUUCUGUGGGACUGGGGACCUGGAAGAGGCUCGCAAGAUGCUCGAGAGACUGGAGCGCGACGAGAACUGCAAGGCGGAUAUGUUCGCGUACCGGGUGAUGAUGGACGGGCUGUGUACCACAGGGAGAAUGAGCGCAGCUCUGGAGCUUCUCGAGGCUAUCAGGCAGAGUGGCACGCCUCCUCGCCACGAUAUCUAUGUGGCCUUGAUCAGGGGGCUGUGCCAGGGGAAAGAGCUCGGCAAAGCCCUGGAAGUUUUGGAAGAGAUGACGCUCUCGAGGAAAAGCAGGCCAAAUGCCGAGGCUUAG
Molecule: messenger RNA, 1140 nt
Organism: Selaginella moellendorffii
Lineage: Eukaryota; Viridiplantae; Streptophyta; Lycopodiopsida; Selaginellales; Selaginellaceae
Product: pentatricopeptide repeat-containing protein At1g05670, mitochondrial
Exons: 5
Coding region: 1-1140 (379 amino acids)
Molecular function (GO): protein binding
Source: RefSeq, a predicted model, not a curated record